Molecule: messenger RNA, 4973 nt
Organism: Mastomys coucha (southern multimammate mouse)
Lineage: Eukaryota; Metazoa; Chordata; Mammalia; Rodentia; Muridae
Product: protein SMG5-like
Exons: 5
Coding region: 1472-4540 (1022 amino acids)
Biological process (GO): nuclear-transcribed mRNA catabolic process, nonsense-mediated decay
Cellular component (GO): telomerase holoenzyme complex
Molecular function (GO): telomeric repeat DNA binding; telomerase RNA binding; protein binding
Source: RefSeq, a predicted model, not a curated record
ACUGAAAACUUCAUAGAAAAGACAAUACAGAUCCACUGCCAAAGAGCAGCAUAAGAUCAUAUGCUACACAUGCCCUUUCCCUCACGUCUCACCUGCGUAUGCCCCGGCUGUCUUGGACUCAAUCAGGGCUGACAAAGCGCGGUCUCCUAAUCCUAUCAGCGGUGCGAGCAAGCGCUGCCGUCUCUCGGUGACCCGAUGUUGGGUGAUCUGCACAGCAACAAGGAGCAGCUGACGUGCUUUACAACACGUCAUGAAGAAAAGAAACUGCAUUCUGGGGCAUCCUGGGAUUUUUUUUUGUGGUGGGGUGGAGACCCAUAUUUUUCUUACCAGGGAGAGAGCUGCCUGUUUUCCUGUAAGAGCUUGUGUGAGUGAUCCACCCUCCUCUUAUUGUAUGUGUGUUAUUGUUAAGCUAUGGUUAAGGUAUUUAGAUGCUGUAAACUGUGAAGGCUAGGAUUACGCAAGAUCACUCCCUGAGGAUGGGGCCCAGACAGUACUUGGGGCAGAGAGGAGUGGGUAACCUGAGGCAGUGUGGCAUGAACAUUCAUUGGAUUUGGAAUGUGCCAAUUAUCUGGGAUCUGCAAAUGAGUUUUCAGUUAGAGAUGCUUCUAAGUGAGGGAGAGAAAUUAAGUGAAGUCCAGAUGAAGGGGCAGAGGUUUGGGCCCGGGGACUUGGAGGCGUGAAGGAUGUAUUUUUCUGCCUAUCUAAUGGGGAAUCAGAAGUGAGGUAGUUUCUCAUAUCAUGGUAUCUGACGUCUGUGGCCUUUUGUCCAUUUGUAAGAACAGGGUAAGAAACUAGCCAAAACAGGAACGGUGACUGUAUUAAACAAGGUGGCAACAGAGGGUGGGACAAACAGCUGUACAGUGAUUGGAAAAAUGGAUCAUAAUGACUGAAAAUUAGUUGCCUGGAACGGAUGAAUGGAAAGCUGAGCAUUCAGGUGGGAGAAGGCCGAGUCUGGCCAUUUCCCUAAUGAACUGCCUCCGAUGACUAGACAAUCCGUGGGCCUCAGAGAUGCACUGAAAGGGCACAGGAAGUCGUCUAUGAGGUAGGCACCGGAAGGCCUUAAUCCAGAUGUUGUAUUCUGGGCCUGAGGGGGAAGCAGCUGAGUCUGGAGGUAUAAGAAGGGCAGUGGAGAGGUCCUCCAACCCAGCAACAAAGCUUCCUCGUAAGGAGAUGAGGGGUGAAGGCCAAGACACUCUCACAUCUGUCAGGCCAUUCCUGCCAAAUAUGAAUAUGUUUUAGAAGACUACAAUAUGAAUGCAGUUCAGACUGAGGCAAGGCCAUGCUGAAUGCUAGGUAGAAUCUCAUACAGGCUCUAGAGGGCCCUGCUCCUCUGCAGACCUAUAGCCUAUAGCAUUGUUGGCUCCGCUUCUGCCAUCAACAGCGACAAUCACAGAACAAUUACUUUAUCUGGAAAACACACCUCAUUCAAAUAACCCUACAAGAUAUUCAGUGAUCAUUGAGUAUCUGCUGUAUGAAGAAAACUGUAAUUUUUGACCUUGGACUUCAUUUGGAUGUUCACACAGCUCUAGUCAGACAGUGCUUUGAUUUUUUUUUCCUCCUGGACUGCCUGGAAAGGACUGUAAGCAUUGCUCAAAAAGAAUCCAGCCUCAUGGAGAGAAACCAGGAAGAAACCCUGAGGGCCACAUUUCUCUACCAGGAGGUCUGCUUGGCAGCUCAGAGACUGGAUCUUUUCCUCCAAAAAGAAAAUGCCCACAAAGAGGUUUUUAAGCCACACGUCCUGGCUCUCAGAGAGAUGGUUCAGCAAGCCUGCAUUAAACUCAUGUUUCUCCAUCCGGUAGUUUAUGGGAGGAAGGCUGAAGAACUCUUAUGGAGAAAAAUAUACUCUGACAUUGUCAUGCUGCUCAUGAAGACCAACAAGAAGGAAAUGGACACUUUCCAACAUUGGGGAGAGCCCCUGCAGGCUCACCUGAAGGCUGGCCUCAAGUUCUAUGAGCAUCUCUUCCUGUUCCUUCAAGGCCAUUAUGAACUGAGGUUACAGAGCUACAUUGAUUGGCCUCACAGUACCAUCCACUUGAUUGGCUGUAAGAAAGUGGGACCGACAUCAGCAGAAGAGACUUCCUGGGCCCGCAUGGCUUGUCAUCGCUGCCUACUCUACCUAGGAGACUUGUUCCGAUAUCAGCAUGAAUUCCUAGACCUGGCCACCAAGAACUUGGCAGAGAGAUGUUACUACAGAGCCUUGUCAGUGGCACCGAAUAUGGGAAUGCCCUUCAACCAACUGGGCGCUCUCAUGGGGAAUAAGUAUUAUGAUUUGGAAGCCACAUACUACUAUCAGCGCUGCCUCCACGCUGAAGUGCCUUUUAAAGGAGCAGCUUGGAACCUCAAACGGCUCUAUGAUCAUGCUGGAAAGAGGUACAGCUGUCUGAAGAGGUACCAGGGAAGGAAACUGUCUCACAGCCAAAGGCAGUGUUGGGACAACAAACGGCUUCUGGUUAGCUUCCUCUACCUUCAGAGCCUCCUGCAGCCUAAGAGAAAAUUCAAAGCCGCAAGGCUUAUAGCCCUGUGCCAACUGGUUCUUGAUGACUUUCAUCUCUGUCUUUCCUACCGGCCACAUCAAUCUGGCCUGUGCCAGGCUUCCACAGAAGACAAGCCUCCUAAAGGCUAUCUGUUUCUUCCAGACUUUCUCAUCUUCCACAUGGUGGUUCUUUGUCUCAUGAAUGUGCACAGCCUAAGGAAAUCAGGCUCAAAACAGCAAAAGCCAGCUGUCAUUUUCACCUUGACUCUUUUCUCUUAUUUAGUACAACAUGUAAAUACACGAAUCCAGGCUGAGCUGCAGAAGAGGAAGUUGACUUCAGAAGAGGCUGCUCUAAGAGAUGGAUGCUGGGACAAAGAGCCUGGAAAGGAACAUCAAGAUUUUCUAUCUCCUGGGCAACAUAACAGCUACUAUCAGAAAAGCCACAAGUGGUCUGACAUUUGUAGAGAGAGUGAGGCCAGUUUUCACUCCUUUUGUGACUCAGAUGAGACAGAGGAAGAUGAAAACUCAUCCUUAAGUUCCCAGGCACAAUCAGACACAAGCAGUGAAACAUCCCACUCUGACACAACAGAUGAAGAAGGGAGUGGGUCCUUGGAUUCAGAUGAAAUUCACAAGAGUGGAGGUCCAUCCAAACCUAAAGGCGCUCAUUCCAGAAGCAAACUGAAGGCAUACGUACCUUCUGACAGUCUCCUUGAUCUCUUGAAAACAACUAUUUCUUCUAGCCUGCCAGCUCCUUUGAGCCAAAAACUCCAAGGAAAGCAUGCCUCACCAUUGGCUGCUGUCUUCAGUUAUAAUGCUCUAACACCUCCAACUGACCCAAGCCCUGCUGUCAGCAGUUUCUUGGGCACUGAAGGUGAGAUGAGCAGCUUUCCUGAGACAGAAUUCCACAUAGGUUCCUCUUGGGAGCAGAGGUCCUUCAUUACCCAGAACAAUCUCCAGACCACUCAAUGGAAACUGGACAUUCUUUCUGCAGAGGGACUGUUGCCUACCAUCAAGGUGAUCCUGAGCUGGCUCCGCAGCAAUCACAGCCUCCUCUUGUCACAUUGGAGGAGUGUAUGCAGUUUGUGGGACCACCUCUGUGUGUUGCUGAACCUGUUGCCCUCACUGGGAGACCUUCAGCAUCCAGGCCUUUGCCUGUCUCACCAUCUCCAGGACUUGCUGCAGAGCUGUCAAUGGCCAAAUACUCCCAAGUACCUUCAGCUCCCUGAGGACAUUGCCCUGUUCCAACAUUAUCCUCCUCAAGUAUCUCAGGAUACGGCAGGCUUAGAGCAGGAUCCGCCUCAACUCACCAACCAGGAGGAAGUUAUCGUGCGUAUUUGUUUCUUCAGAAGUUUUGGUCAUUUUGCAACAAGACUCCCAGGACAGUUCUUGAGGUUUGACUCUAAGCUGGGUGUCUUUAUGAGUAGUACCCUUGAAAGGUCCGAAAGUGCACCUCAGCAACUUCCAAGAACAACUCCAAGAAUCAGACUUUCCAAAGACAUAGUCCAGCUCUGGCUACAACGUGAAGUGGCAUUGCUAGAGAAGACUCUUCGAGGUCCCCAGACUCGGUCAGUGUUGACCCCUUACCUGUUCCCGGACCCUAGGGCCCUCUGUGAGCAUCUUUCAGUCAUACAGAAACUAGCUACUAGUGCUAAGUUUUUUCUUAUCAUACCCAAGAUUGUGGUUGACACACUAUACAUCUUAAAAUGGGAAGACCGCAGGGCCAUGGCAGCCAUCACUUUUCUAGAGGACGAGUUAAAGAGAAGGAAUCAAUACAUUCUCUGCCAGUCCUUUGUGUCCAAGAGGUUGGUGAGGCCCAGGAUGACUAAACCAGACUCUGAUGCCUGGGAUCUCUACAAUAUUCUUGAGUUCUGCAAAAGUCUGCUGGACUCAUCCAGACCAGGGAUCCUGGAUCCCAGCAGCAUGGUGACAAUCAUUACUGGCGUCUGUUUGGAACACCCUAGAAAUUUCUCAUACCCAUUGCAGCUGGUUCUUGGGAUGGCAACUGAAGCUGGUGUGGAAAUCAAGAACAUCCUGAGUUUCCACAAAGAAUGGAAAGUGAUCAGUUGACACGCUCACGCAUUCCUGUUCCUUGUCUUUCUAGUGCUUAUCACCCAAAUUCAAUGUGCUUCUCUCUUGUAAGCACCUAAUGCUGAGAGGCAUUGUGUACAUGAGUAUUUAUGUCUACCUAUAGGUAGAGUUGUAGUGUAACAGCUUUCUGAGGCCUUCCUGUUUCCUGUUUAACCAUCUUAGCUCUGUAUUAUGCUUCCUCUGGAAAAAACAUCAACAUUAACUCAUUGUUUAGUGAUCUUCUGGCAAAGCACCAAAUUUGCACAUCACUUCUGUGUCCAAAUACAGUUUCAUGAACAUUCCGUGACUUAAUCAAGUCUGUUUUGUGACAUGCAACUUUUUUGUAUAUUGUUUUAUUAUGGUGGGACCACAUCUACUAUUGAUACCACACCUCUACCAUCUAUUAAACUCAAUAAAUAUAAAACUAAAAUUU